GCCUUGGUGCAUUUGUCACUAUAUGAACUAAAUAAUAGAGAAAAUUAGAUUCCAAUACAUGGUUGCAUAGCUUUAGAACGAUAUAGUAUCCUGGCUGAUUCUGCGAUCGUUAGCGCUCUGUUGACUGCAAUGAUGUUGGUACAAUCAAUUGUGCAGAACGAAUAGAGUCAGAUCAAGUGUAGAAUGUCAACAUGCAAUCUCACCACAGUAAACUGAGGAGAUUGUCCGAAUUGCAGAAUUCUCGAUGGAAAAUCAUCAUGCAAGGAAAGGAUUUUGAUGACCGAAGUCAAUGUACGUACCAUUAGCCGAGAUUACAGGGUGGCAGUAGUCGAAUCUGCAGUUAAGUUCUGGUAUAUUAAAUCAACUUGAAUGCGUUCCAUUAAGAACAUCCUAGUCGUGGUGGUAAUCGACUGGAAAGGCCAUUUCAAUUCCAGAAGAUUGACACCACGACAAGAAGUGUAGUUCACAGUGAGAGAAGAGGAGCAAUAAGAAAAAAGAGGAGAGGAAGAGAGAGAGAGAAAGAAGGGACGAAAAUGUUGUGGGCGGUAUUUGUGUCUGUCCGCAAUAGCCUCGUCACGUGCCGUGCGGGCUGUAUACUCGAUCACCCCAGGCUUAACACCUCCAUUAAUUGAUUGACGCUUUGUUUCCGUCGCAAGACCACCCAGUGUUAGUCCCUGUCGAACAAUUGACUUCACUGAUUCCUCCCGUACUAUUCCUCCCCGCCUCUCUUCCAAUGACCGAAUCCCCGGGUUCUCCUCUCUCUUCCAUCGCCUCCGACGACAUGUCGGAUCGCGAGGAAUUGAAGCAGGGCCUCUCCCCCUCGGCCUCAAAUAUGCCUCCUUCUAAACGCCGUCGCACCGGCAUCGCAUCCUGGGAUCGCAAUACCCCCGUCUCAACAUCCUUCCAAGAUGAUAUUCCCCCGGCCUCCCCGUCCUCUUCCAUCUCCUCGGACACCUCGGGCGACAUCCCCAACUCCCCCGGCACACUGGCCCUUAUCGGAGGCACUCAGGACGACGACUACAGCGGUCAAGGCAACGACCAGGUGACCGUAUGCCGGUGGGAAGGGUGCGAUGCAGGAGAUUUGGGCAACAUGGACGAUCUAGUCCAGCACAUUCACAACGAGCACGUCGGCAGCCGACAGAAGAAAUAUUCCUGCGAGUGGUCCGAUUGUACUCGAAAGGGCCAAACGCAUGCAAGCGGAUACGCGCUGCGCGCACAUAUGAGAAGCCAUACGAGGGAGAAGCCUUUCUACUGUGCGCUACCAGAAUGUGACCGCAGUUUCACCCGUUCAGACGCCCUCGCCAAACACAUGAGAACAGUUCAUGAGACAGAAGCCCUUCGACCUUCUGAUCCAGUACCGAAGCAUCAUAAUGCGCCUUCCGCCGUGGGCACCCCUGCAGGGACACCCGUGAGCAAGCUCCAGCGCAUCAAGUUAAAGGUUUCCCAGCCGCCUAAAGGUGACUCCGAGCUGCCUUUUGAGCACAACAAUGAUGAGGGCAAAUGGCUGGACUGCUAUUUGGACAACUGGGCGGAUUCCGGUUUCCACUGCGAGCUCGGCUUUCAGAAAUAUGAGAGCUCGCUUCCGCCGCAACAACUCUAUCGACUUCUCCGUCGACAAAUCCACUGGGCAGAGAAGGAAACAGCAAACCUCCGCGAUGAGUGGGAGAAGAUCAUACCGAAAAGAAAACAUGCAUUUCUAGAAAAAGAAGCCAUCUUCGAAGACGUCUGUGAUGCUGAACUGCGACUAUUCAGCCUCCUCAUGGGCAGCGACGCCGCAGCGCCGUCGUCAUCAGCCGCUGCCACAAACGGAGCAAAGAAGCAACCCGAGGCAGCAGAUACAGAAAUGACGCUUAACCCUGAAUCAGAGUCGGCGGCAGCAUGAAAGAGAUAAUUUACCAUUUUUCUUUUCUUUUUUUUUUCUAACUUGGGUCGAUUAACUUACCUCUUUUUCGGCCCUCAUCUUCCCUUUCUACCACGCCUUAUCCCCCUUCUCAUAUAUCUUCUCAUUCUCUUAUCUUCUUUCCUGUCCUUGUCUUCUAGGGGUAUAACUUUUAUGAACCAAGAUACCUAAUCAGAUCAUAUCUUUUACACGUUUUGGUGCACGGAUUGUCAGUCAUGGUGUGAUUUUCUCUCUUGUUUUCGGCAACAUUGGUCCUGAGUUUUGUUAUUUUGUACUUUUAUGGAAUAGGAAUUCGACCCUUGCUUUUCAUUACUCCUACUAUACUGUUAAAGUGUGUGAUAUAGAUCUAUAUCCAAGCUGUCUAAUAGAGAACAGGGCACAUACGUCGUUUGUAGGGGUACAAGUGGCCCGAACCGAUGCUAUCUAGUUUUCCUAUGCCGUAUGACCAGUUGGCUAUUUUCAUUAGCAAGAGAAAAAACAACAGAUAAAUUGGAACGUAAUCUUUGUUAUUUUCGAU
This is a messenger RNA of Aspergillus pseudotamarii, 2417 nucleotides long. Its product is annotated as C2H2-type zinc finger protein. Gene Ontology annotation, biological process: regulation of transcription by RNA polymerase II. The record is from RefSeq and is a predicted model, not a curated record. Gene Ontology annotation, cellular component: nucleus. The coding region runs from base 734 to 1882 and encodes 382 amino acids. Gene Ontology annotation, molecular function: RNA polymerase II cis-regulatory region sequence-specific DNA binding; DNA-binding transcription factor activity, RNA polymerase II-specific. Lineage: Eukaryota; Fungi; Ascomycota; Eurotiomycetes; Eurotiales; Aspergillaceae. The transcript is spliced from 2 exons.